Zalophus californianus (California sea lion) is the source of this 3048-nucleotide messenger RNA. RefSeq names its product inositol polyphosphate-5-phosphatase K (gene INPP5K). Gene Ontology annotation, biological process: negative regulation of phosphatidylinositol 3-kinase/protein kinase B signal transduction; negative regulation of insulin receptor signaling pathway; negative regulation of glycogen biosynthetic process. The transcript is spliced from 13 exons. The coding region runs from base 382 to 1824 and encodes 480 amino acids. Gene Ontology annotation, cellular component: endoplasmic reticulum; cytoplasm; plasma membrane. The record is from RefSeq and is a predicted model, not a curated record. NCBI's taxonomy places the organism in Eukaryota, Metazoa, Chordata, Mammalia, Carnivora, Otariidae. Gene Ontology annotation, molecular function: phosphatidylinositol-4,5-bisphosphate 5-phosphatase activity; inositol bisphosphate phosphatase activity; phosphatidylinositol-3,4,5-trisphosphate 5-phosphatase activity.
GUUGCCAGAUGCGCGCGCCGGGCGGGGCAGUGUUGCGUCGGGUUCUGCUGGCGCGGAGACGCGCCUCUUUUCCUCCCAGCCCUUCACCGUUCCGCGCUCGGUGGAGAGUCACGCCUCCUCUCCCAGGCCGCACCACCCAGAGCCCUCCGUGCCCUCAAGCCCCGCCCCUUACGGAAGCCGAGGCGGAGGGUCAGAAUCCGGAAGGAAAACAAUCGAGCGAGAGUAAGCUAGCCGGGACCUGCUGCCGGAGGGAGGUGGAUCGGGCCAGGAGCGGCGGGGGCGGGGAGGCGCGAGCCGGCCGGGCAGCGGCGUGGGGACGAUGGCGGCCUUGAACCCACGGAAGCCGACUGAACCGAGAGGCAAGACGCUCAGCUUUUCCUAAUGUCAGCAGCACCAGUGCCACCAGCUGUGGGCAGCUGUGGGCCUGCAUGGAGGAGCCAAAACGGGGUGGAAAUUUCCUGCUUCAGGAACAAAGUGAGGAGGAAGGGCUUGUGGUUCAGUGCCCCUGUUCCCAUUACCAGCAUACAUGUGGUGACGUGGAACGUGGCCUCUGCAGCACCUCCUCUAGACCUCGGGGAUCUUCUUCAGCUGAACAAAGACAACCUGAAUCUGGACAUGUAUGUCAUUGGUUUGCAGGAAAUGAACUGUGGGAUCAUGAGCCUCCUUUCUGACACUGCCUUUGAAGACCCAUGGAGCAGUUUCUUCAUGGAUGUGCUUUCCCCUCUGAGCUUCGUCAAGGUCUCCAGUGUCCGCAUGCAGGGGCUCCUCUUGCUGUUCUUUGCCAAGCAUCAGCAUUUGCCCUUUGUCCAGAUCCUCUCUACUAAAUCCACCCCUACUGGCCUCUUCGGGUACUGGGGGAACAAAGGGGGCGUCACCAUAUGCCUGAAGCUUUAUGGCUACUAUGUCAGCAUCAUCAACUGCCACCUGCCUCCCCACAUGGCCAACAAUGACCAGCGGCUGGAGCACUUUGACCGGAUCCUGGAGAUGCAAAAUUUUGAGGGACAAGAUAUCCCCAACAUCCUGGAGCAUGACUUCAUUCUUUGGUUUGGAGAUAUGAACUUUCGGAUCGAUGACUUUGGGCUGCAUUUUGUCCGGGAAUCCAUAAAAAAUCGGUGCUACAGUGAUCUGUGGGAGAAGGAUCAGCUCAGCAUUGCCAAGAGACACGAUCCACUGCUCCGGGAGUUCCAGGAGGGCCCGCUGCUCUUCCCACCCACCUACAAGUUUGAUAAGAACUCCAACAACUAUGACACCAGUGAGAAAAAACGCAAGCCUGCAUGGACCGACCGCAUCCUGUGGAGGUUGAAGCGGCAGCCCCAGGCCAACCCCCCCACCCAGAGGCUGCCAGCCCCCCACUUCUGCCUGUCUCUGAGGAGCUAUGUCAGCCACAUGAUGUACUGCAUCAGUGACCAUAAGCCGGUCACCAGCACCUUUGACUUGGAGCUGAAGCCAUUGGCGUCUGCCCCACUGAUCACUCUGAUACCUGAGGGGCUGUGGACCAUGGAGAAUGACAUGUUGAUCAGCUACUCCUUGACCCCAGACUUUCUCAGCAGCCCCUGGGACUGGAUUGGACUAUACAAGGUGGGCCUGCGCCACAUUAAUGACUACGUGUCCUAUGUCUGGGUCAGGGACAACCAGGUCUCCUUCAGCGAUGGGCUGAGCCAGGUAUACUUCAAUACCAGCAAUAUCCCUGAGACCGAGGACCAGUUUCUCCUCUGUUACUAUAGCAACAGUCUGCAUUCUGUGGUGGGGAUAAGCAAACCCUUCAAGAUCCAGCCUGGCUCCUUGGCGGAGGACCCACUGGGGGAAGCCCAGCCACACCUCUGAGCCCGGAUGAGAGUGGAUCCAGGGUGGAGGCCAGAGAUGGUCUGCCCACACCGCCCGCAGUGCUGGGGGCCCAGCCCAGCCCCCGGAGGAGGCGGCAGGUAUCUUCCGUCUCCCUGGGGAGCUCUAGCCACACUCCUUUGCUCUUUCCGGUCCAGAUCUCUAGAAUUGGCCACCUAAAUACAGGUUUUUGUUGCUGAGAUAUGAGUGAAACCAGCUAGUUUGUCAACAGUGAAGACCUGGGACAGUCCACUGGAUGUGGGAAGGACCCUCCAGCUUGUAUCUUGUUUCUUGAUUUUCCCCACACGCACUCCCAGUCCCGCCCAAGCAGGCCUGCCAGGCACAUGCCCCAUCUGGCACAGGCCUGCAUUCUUGUCACGCCAUCCUGGGCCUCAGGCUGCCUGGGAGGGGGGAGAAGCUUGCAUCUGCACAGGCCCCAUAGGCUGGUUGGCACAAGCAGCCCUGGGUUCCAGGAGUCUUGGCAUCUCGUUGCCUGUCCCCCUGGGGGAAGGGCAGAAGGUUUGGGAUCCCUGCUUGUAGCAAAAGCCGUUAGACUAAGUGGGCAGGAUGGAGGGGUCCCUCUACCCAGGCUCUUAUGUAGGCCCUGUGGGCAGGAUGAUGAGUGUCCUGCCAGCACCCCUACCCCCAUGGAGUCUGACCCAGGAAGUUCCAGGGCUGGUGGGUCAGGCUCCGUGCCCUAACCUGCCCUCUUGUGAAGGUUUGGCAGGUGGUAGAGGAACUGUGGCCACAGACUUUUCCAGGGCGGUUCUUGCCCGGUCAAGCUCAUCUGCUCCUGCCCUUGCCUACAGUCACUGGCCAGAAACCUGUCCUCCCUCUAGACUGCCCUAGCACCUAGAAGUGGAGGCAGGCAGAGAAGAGAGCCAGAAUCUAGACAUUUUGGAGAAUCUGGCCUUGAGGGUCUUCAGAGAACAUUCUCUAGGUGCUGUGUGGGCACUCAGUCCCACUCCCGCCACUUGCCUCCAGCCCCUGGUGAUUCAACGGCCCUUCUCCCAGGAGAAGACACCUCAGGGAACCUGCUCUGUGAUUGUCAUGCCCAUCCUAUGACCUGAGACUGAGGGACACUCCAGUCACUCUGUGAUCCAUACUCCACCCUGGGAGCCGUGUGUACCAUCAAGAACUGCCCCCCUGGCUUCUAGUGGCCCGUGGCUGUGUUCUAUGUCUAUUGUAUUGGGGGGGGGAUAAUUAGAAACAUGGCUUUUACACUUG